Messenger RNA from Penicillium diatomitis, 1758 nucleotides. RefSeq lists its product as uncharacterized. The transcript is spliced from 5 exons. The record is from RefSeq and is a predicted model, not a curated record. Bases 1 to 1758 code for a protein of 585 amino acids. Gene Ontology annotation, biological process: proteolysis. NCBI's taxonomy places the organism in Eukaryota, Fungi, Ascomycota, Eurotiomycetes, Eurotiales, Aspergillaceae. Gene Ontology annotation, molecular function: aspartic-type endopeptidase activity. Gene Ontology annotation, cellular component: fungal-type vacuole.
AUGCUCUCACGAUGGGUCGUGAGUCUUUGGUGGAUGUUGCGGGUUGUGCGAACUGCCUCAGCGUCGCCAUCUCCAGCGGCUCUCGUGAUACCGCCCAGCGAAUAUUUCGACGGUAAUGACGGACCCUGGAGUAGCUUCUUCAUCCGCGUUGGAACUCCGGAACAAACAGUCCGCGUCCUCAUCUCGACUGCCUCCCCCGAGUCUAUCGUAGUUCUUUCAGAGUAUGGCUGUUCGCGAUCGGUCUUUGACACAGUACCCGCAGACUGCGCAGUCUCACGAGGUACACUUUUCUCAGUCAACCAGUCUACCAGCUGGAUUGACCAGGGUCUGUUCGGCAUCAAUCAGCAAGGAGUUGGGCUCGAAGCGAAUCUAGGGUAUGAUGUACGCGCCGACUUUGGCUUGGAGACCCUCGGCACCGGACUCAACGGGUUGAAGUUGAAGAAUCAGACUGUGGCAGGCAUCGCAGCACCGGAGCCUUUCUAUCUCGGGAUCUUUGGUCUGAAUCCACAACCGGUCAACUUCACCUCAUUGGGAAACCAUUCUUCGCCAUCUUUCUUGACGUCGCUGAAGGACGGGGGGUUCAUCCCCAGUCUCAGUUGGAGUUAUACCGCUGGAGCCAAGUAUCGUCUCAAACAAGUCUAUGGCCAGCUCAUCUUCUCCGGAUAUGACACCUCUCGAUUCACUCAAAAUGCAGUCUCAUUCACAAUGGCUGGAGACAUCACGCGGGACUUGGUUGUCUAUCUCCAGUCAAUCAGUUACAGUGGAUCGUCGUCCUCCAGCUUGCUCUCCGAUCCAAUUCUGAUCUUCAUCGAUUCGACUGAUCCCAAUCUGUGGCUGCCAUCGAAAGUAUGCAAGGAGUUUGAAAAUGCAUUUGGACUCACAAUUGACCACGCGAGUGGCCUCUAUUUGGUGAACGACAGCCAUCACACUCAAUUACUGGCCUCCAAUGCACAGGUAUCGUUUCGCCUGUCAGAUGUUUCUUCUGGGGGAGAUACUGUGACAAUCACAUUUCCCUACGAGGCGUUUGCUCUGCAGGCAAAGCCACCACUUGUCAACACAAGUAGCUAUUACUUUCCACUCAGGCGAGCCGCCAAUGCAUCCCAGUAUACGUUGGGCCGCACAUUCUUACAAGAAGCAUACCUAUCAGCCGACUACGAACGAGGCAUCUUCAACGUUUCGGCAUGUUCAUGGAGUGACAACGCUCAACAAACAAUAAUCACAGUCCCGCCCAAAGGAUCGACUCCCAAUUCCACUUCUCCAUCUUGCGGGGGAAGCGCAUGCCCACAGAGCACAAACACCUCAAGCAAUGGUGGUUCGUCGCUCAGUCAAGGGGUAAUCGCUGGUAUUGCGAUUAGCGCUCUUGUGGGGGUGGGCAUCAUAGCCGCAAUGCUUCUAUUCUUGAUCCGUCGCCAACGCCAAAGAAGCGCGAGCGAGAAGAAUUCACCCAUAUCGCAUCGGUCGAGAUUCUCCGGGUCUGUGUCAGACCCACCGAGUGCACCGAGCACACAGGCUAUAGCGCGGCCGCCCUUCUGGUCGCCUGAUGCUAUCUUUGGCAAUAUCGGGAGCAGCAACGAGGUGCCUAGUAGUGAUAAUUCUGCGCCACCUCAGCAGAGCGUGAAUAGCCGGGGUAUGGAACUGGAUGGGCAAGAUACCCAGAUCGAGCCGGUUUACUAUGAACUAGCAGGCGAUGAGAAUGAUGUGGGAAAAGGUGAAACGCGAGAACAUGGCCGAACUAUUACGAGUCCAUCCGUGACCUGA